ACCAGUUGAAUCAUUUAAGUUGCUUAGUGACCAGUAUCAUGGAUUCUCUUGAAGACACCUUCAGGACCCUCUCGAUCUCCAGACGACUGCAGCCACAGGAACCAUCGUACAUCCUGGAUUUGGCCUUGUCACCCAAAUCUGGCACUGAACUGAUAGCAGCGAGCUUUUCAAAUCAUGUUGUUCGCCUACACAGCAAAGAGACCCUGCGAGUUUGGGGAGAAUACACCGGCCACACGGGCUCAGUGUUCGGGGUUCGAUUCUCUCCAUCCUCACCAGAUGUGCUGUUUACUGGCUCUUCUGAUGGGACGAUACGGUGCUGGGACGUACGUCAGCCCGGAUCCUCGGCGGUUCGAGCGUUCAGGAGCAAGCCGGAUCAUUCCUACUGCUCGUUUGACAUUAGCUGUAAUGGUUCGGUAGUGUGUGCUGGAACAGAGCAGGUGGACGAGGACAGCUUCCUUGUUUUCUGGGAUGCACGAAUGGCGGGAGAUGGAAGUGGGGGUGGAGCCAAAAAGGAAGGUCUGCUGGGGGUGUACUCGGAGUCUCACAGCGAUGACAUCACAGCUGUGUGCUUCCACCCGACCGUGGCAGACAGGCUGGCUUCGGGUUCCACUGACGGCCUGGUAAACGUGUUCGAUUUGAGUUCGGGAGAAGAAGACGAUGCUCUUAUUACUACCUGCAACUGCGACUCGUCUGCUAGCGCCCUCUGCUGGUCAGGUAAAAGUGCAGAUCAGCUCCUGUGUCUGACUCAUGAUGAAGGUCUCUAUCUUUGGGAUUUGGCUCGACUGGACGGCGAGGACUCGUUCACUCUCUUCAGCUCAUCAGACGCCCGGACUCUCGUCCCUCUAUCCGAAGGAAAUUCACUGGACUACCUGAUAGGAGGAACGUGGUUGGAAGAGGAAGGCCGUCUCUUCCUACUGGGUGGAUCCCACAGUGGAGCGCUCCACCUGCUGGACUGCAGUGGGACUGGAUUGAAGUUGGUAACAUCACUGAAAGGUGGACAUUCAUCCACCGUCAGGUGUUUCCAGUGGGACGGUUUGAUGGGGUGUUUGCUGACGGGAGGUGAGGACGGACAGCUGCUGCAGUGGAAGGCGGAGUGGAAGGUGGAGGAGAUCAGUGUGGGAAAGAAGGAGAAUCUGAAGAGCGUCUCAUCCAUGCAGCACAAAACUAAAGCACACAGACAGCAGGUCAUUAAGAGCGAGAAAAAGAAGAGUGAUUAGACCAGCAUUUCUAAAAUUAACUCUCUCUCUCUUGCCUAAUUUUAAUAAAUUCUGUUGGACUGUAUAAUUUUUUAUUAUUAUUGAUAUUUUAUCAUGAGUUAAGGUCAGUGGUUUACAUACUGUACACUUGUAGGAGGUUUCUUCAAAAAGUUUUUUUUAAUUCUAUUUAUUAAGAAUUUUAAAAACAAACUACAUCACUUUUCUACACCAUCACCUUCCUUUGCGAUGCAUUUUUCUCAGCGUCAUACCAACUUUUUAAUGCCAUCAGCACAAACUGCUUUUGGUUGAGCGUGUAGCCACUGAUGCACCACUGCUUUCACAUCAUCAUCACAUGAACAUUUCUUCCCCUUAAAGCUUCUUUGAGCAUACAAACAGGUGGAAAUCAGAUGGUGCUAAAUCCGGACUAUAAGCUCUCUCUCAGUCUCUCAGACCCGACCAAUUACCACUCCUCCCACCCUCACCGCUUCCAACCAAAAUAUAAAAGUGCAGAAACUUUUUGAAGAUCCUUCGUUAUUGUAUUUCACUUUUUACCUUUAAUAUAAAACCACUGACUAUUAAUUAAUAUAAAAUUUUCGGGUUUGAAUAAAUUUUGUGUCUCUCUGGUAGGGCUGGGUGGUAUGAUGGUACAUUUGGUAUACUGUCUUUGAUUCCUCAUACCGUAUUUCAAAUACCACCAUACUGUAGCGUAAUUAAUACAACAGCUGUAGGCUUCAGUAGGCAGCAAAUCAUACAAUAUCCCGCUAUAGACAGUCAAGAAAUAAGUUUUCAGAGCAAUAAUUAAAACAAUAGAUUUCGGGUUUGCCUUACAGGGCGAAAAUCAAUGUUAUAAGCGAACUGGAAGCAGAGGUAUAUAAAGUCUGUGGUCAAGUUGUACAGUGGAGUUUGCAAACAUCAUUUUAUUUGUUAAAGGGAGAGCUGAGGGUAAUUGUACAAUACUUAAAUAUUAAAUAAACAGAAAAUUUUUAUUUAUUGCAACUGUUUCACACGUACUGAUUUCAUCAUAUAUUAUGUCAUUUUGUGGGGCCAAGCAAAGCUUAUAGAUCUAAAAACCAUUAUAUACAUGGUGAAAUUAAACUUUUUUUAUUCUAUGUAUUUAUGUCAUACAAAAUAAAACAUACUGUGAU
Messenger RNA from Trichomycterus rosablanca, 2341 nucleotides. RefSeq names its product WD repeat domain 89 (gene wdr89). NCBI's taxonomy places the organism in Eukaryota, Metazoa, Chordata, Actinopteri, Siluriformes, Trichomycteridae. Gene Ontology annotation, molecular function: protein binding. The record is from RefSeq and is a predicted model, not a curated record. The transcript has 3 exons. The coding region runs from base 39 to 1217 and encodes 392 amino acids.